AUGGUAGAGAGUAUUAUGAAAAUAGAUAUUAAAUCUUUAUUUAACAGAGCUAAAUCAGCGUGGAUUGACUUAAUGGCAAAGGUAAAAAGCUUAUUUGCACGUAGCAACAAAAAUAAUGCGCCGCUGGAUAUCUCUACUAAUGAUGAUACUCAGAUUCAAGAGAAAGAAGCACAGGCGGGUCAUCUAGAAAAUGAAAGGGAUUACACUGCAUCAGAACUAGAUGAAGAGCUAUUCUAUGAUGCUGUUGAAACUCUCUCAGAACUAGAUGAGGGUGAAACACUUAAUUUAGAAGAUCCAAGGCAAAAUGAAGAUGAUGAUGAACAGAUUAUAUGGCAUGAUGCCGUUGAAAACAUAGAGGAAAAUGUGAAUAUACAGUUAAUAUAUGGAGGUAAUAAGUUUUACAGUGCUAAUAAAGACUUACAAGAAGUGGAUAAAAUCACCGACCAUGAAAAGACUUUUGCAAUUGCUCUAUUUGACCAUAAAACAACAAAACAUCCUGAUGUAGGUGCUAGCCUGGACGGCGGAAUAUUAAAUAAACUUACAGAUUUUCAAUUCAUAAAUGGCAAAUGCGCAUUAAAAUUUGGACAGCUUGGUGUUGAAUUUGGUCAUAUACGCCUAUUUAUGCCAUUUUUUUUCGAAAAAAGAACGCAAAUAUCACCCCAUGAUCUUUUUCAAUAUACAGAUAAAGAUGACAAAAAGCACACACCUAGCAUAGUAAUGCUUCUAGACAAACCAGAGAGUUUCAAUCUUGAUCCGACCUUUGCGUCUGCAGAAGAGUUAGGAUGGGGAUAUACCAAGACUAAGGUUAAGUUUUUUGAUUAUAUAUGUACUACGGCUUGGAAUCAUAUAAAAGAAAGUGAAGCAAAUAAGUCAACUAGAAUAAGUUCUACCAUGCUUCCUACUUUUACAAUGAAUUUAUUAGAAGGACAAAAUUUAAGUCUCUCGAUUAAUCAAGGUUCUAUUUCAGAUAUUAUGGAAGAUUUACGAAAAGAAAAAUCGACUGUAAAUAUGGUAUACUAUCUGGCAGGGUCAUUGUUUAGUUUAAUUAUUAAUUGUAUAAUAGAUAAAGUAACAAGUAAGCAAGAAAAAACAAAUUUUCAUAUUAGGGAUAUUUUAAUGAAUGGUACAAUGAUUAAUGAGUUACAGAAGCAAACUAAUGGCCAAGGCGCAAGCUCUUCUGAGCUUAAUGGUCAAUGCUCACAAGACAUAAGCUCUACUAACCUUGAACUUAUAAAUAUUAAAAGAGUUAUGAAAAAUGCUGUAAUACAUAGCACUUGA
Molecule: messenger RNA, 1278 nt
Organism: Cinara cedri
Lineage: Eukaryota; Metazoa; Arthropoda; Insecta; Hemiptera; Aphididae
Source: the annotation of a GenBank genome assembly